CCCCGCACCCCGCCCAUGACGUCAUCUGCGCCACGUGGCCUCCUCAGCGACGCGGGGCUGCCGCGCCCCUCGGCGCCGAUUGGUCCAGGCCGCGGGAGGCGGGCGGGGAUUGGCGAGGGGGCGGGGCGGGGCGGCGCGCAGCCGGGAGAAUGAAUGGGGCGCGCGGCUGUGGCGGGACCCCGGCGCGGUGGCGCGAAGCGGCUCCGGGAACGCAGCGAGCACCAGGCGGAGCCGCCACCGCCAGCGGCCAGGGCCAUGGGCACUCCGGCCUCGGUGGUGAGCGACUCUCCCGGACGAGCGGCGCCCGCAGCCCGCGCCCGGAAGCGGGCCUCGGCCAAUAUCUUCCAGGGCGUGGGGCUCCGAGAGCUGCGAAGCCUGUUCCGGAGCGGCGGGGCCGAGCGGCCCGAGGAGCGAGCCUGCCUCGUCUGGCGGUACGCGGGCCAGCGGCGCAUGGCGCGGGCCCUGCGGCGGCUUCGGCGACUGCGAACAGCCCGGCCCGGCCCUGGGAUGGCAGCGCUACGGCGCUUCGAACACCUUCGGAUCUCGGAGAAGAAGCUGGAGGGUGACUGCGGGGUCCAGACGGGUUCGGUGUCCAUGUAGCAGCACUGAGUUGCUGGGCCGUGGAGAGCAGCUCUCCAAGGACCCUAAGUGUACUGGGCAGGGUGCAAUGAAUGGUUAAUAAAGGGUGGACAGUG
Molecule: messenger RNA, 695 nt
Organism: Prinia subflava (tawny-flanked prinia)
Lineage: Eukaryota; Metazoa; Chordata; Aves; Passeriformes; Cisticolidae
Gene: AVPI1
Product: arginine vasopressin induced 1
Exons: 3
Coding region: 154-600 (148 amino acids)
Biological process (GO): positive regulation of MAPK cascade
Source: RefSeq, a predicted model, not a curated record